UACAGUGGUCACACCAAGGAAAAUGCAUUCACCGGCCGCGGCAAUACGUUGGACAUGUUUCAGUGUUGUAAUAUGUUUGGCAUCUGCUGCAGGAGAUUUGACUCCUAUUCACGAAUGUCCACCAGACUGGAUCCCGGCUGGAGAUCACUGUUACGUGAUUCCACAGAUAGAAAACUCUUGGAUGUCGAUAAUGUCAUUGUGUGCAGCUUAUGGCGGGAGCUUAGCACAUAUAUCAUCGCAGACAGAAAACGACGUCAUAGCGAAACUUGCCAGAGAAAAUCACUCUAAUGGCAACAUGCUGUGGAUAGGUGGAACAACGUAG
Gigantopelta aegis is the source of this 322-nucleotide messenger RNA. RefSeq names its product snaclec bothroinsularin subunit alpha-like. The transcript has 4 exons. NCBI's taxonomy places the organism in Eukaryota, Metazoa, Mollusca, Gastropoda, Neomphalida, Peltospiridae. The coding region runs from base 23 to 322 and encodes 99 amino acids. The record is from RefSeq and is a predicted model, not a curated record.